Molecule: messenger RNA, 5067 nt
Organism: Dermacentor silvarum
Lineage: Eukaryota; Metazoa; Arthropoda; Arachnida; Ixodida; Ixodidae
Exons: 2
Coding region: 387-1970 (527 amino acids)
Source: RefSeq, a predicted model, not a curated record
CAUUUGUUUAUCGCCGCCAGUGACGCUGCUGUAAAUGCGCAGACUCGAUGACGUUGCAUUCCUAGACGGGGAGCAACAGCGGCGGUAGACAUGUGAAGAACAAGCCUCAGCGCGGCCAUUCUUCUGUUUCAAGGUUUUAGAGAUUGACGGAGAAUCUUCAAGCAUGAGGACCGAAUGCUGCUCCCUCUGCCCUCUGAUCGCAUCUUCCAAGGACGGCUGCGAGAUUUUGAACUGAACGUGCAAAGAAACGGCAUCCCCUCUAUUGAAGAAGAGAAAGAGAGCUGUGAGGGUUGAGCCACGAUGACUUGGGAAGGUGUGGUUACACUUCGCAAGAAGAAGAAAGGCGACUAACCCGAACGAUAAGGAGAGGCCAGCGCGGAGCCGCUAUGAAGCAGGAGUCCUGCGAUGGCGAUGUCCUGCUGAGGCCUAGAUCGUGUUCUUCGUCAUCCACACCAGAGAGUGACCUGUGUCGAGACGACACCGAUGAUAAUGGCUACUAUGACUUUCCCAUGGACUUGCGUAAGAAGUCGCCCAAGAGCCCUGACUACCAUUCUGGUGAGGAUGAAUGUGAAGAAGGGGAGACGAUGACUGUGGCCAGGCGACGCCCCAUUCACCCGGUGGCGCUUAACCACGCCUGGCAGAAGAUACUUCUAAAUGCUCUGCCGCCACCGGCCGUCGCUGCGGCAUUCCAACAUGGUGCCAAAAGGCAUUCGGAACUCAGCGCCCGACUCAUGGAUGUCGGUGAACAGAAGUUAAUGCCAUCUAUUAUGACACGCGUGAGCGAUGACCCGUGCGCAGUAGAGAGACCGUGUCAGGAUGACAAGGAAAAUCGCUGCGCUUGCGCUUGCCGCGGACGAAAAGACGGAAGCCCCGGAAAUGAUCUACUCGACUUGCGGAAAGAACCAGCCAAACCCGAGGCACAAGGGCGAGGUCCUCUCAUGAGCGGCCCGUACCGCACAGACAAGGACUCCAACCCAACGCUCAUCCGAUUCCUCGAGUCGCGCGCUCUCUCUCCUCAGCAGCAAAGGCACGAGAACGACACUCCCGAGGAUUUAUCGUCGCACAAGUCGUCUCUUCCUGAAACACACAACCAUGAGAAGCACAACAACCACCAAGACCAGGCAGUCAAGAGGGCAGCAAGCUGUCCAAAGCUCUUCGAGAUCACCAGUGAAAGCCUCGUCGAACGACUGAUGCGGGCGCGCUGCAAGUCCGACAGCGAAAUACAGAACCGCCUCAACAGCGGGGCUAUGAGGCCUGCCAGCAACGAGGAAUUUUCGAUGUCCUCGCCACCACCCAGGGAUCAGCGCUCACCGUCUCUGACGCUCAAGAGAAGGAUACUAGGUGGAAUAUCAACACCCGACCGAGGUACCGGCAAGGACGAAGACGAGGCUGACUACAAGCAACCGCGAGUUCGCAUCGAAACCAUCUCCAAACCAGGCUCACGACCAUGCUCCCCAGUCUGCGACCCGAGGGCGCCACAAGAGACUCUCUUGCAGCAGCUGCGGCAUCUGGCGCCCGCAGCGCUUCCCCUGAGCAUUUACGCUUACUACACGCAGAUUAUGCAACGGCUACACGAGCACGAGCUUCUCAAGCGGCACCUCGAAGGCAUAGCCGCGUCCGGUGUCAUGCCGAAUCCACUUCUCGUGCCGGUGACCAUGGCCUCCUCCGUAACACCCGGUCUGGAACCACUCGAAGAGCAGGACGAAAUAGGACCGGCAGCCGCGAACCACCUCGACUCGUACAACUGCGGGAUGCGCAAGAGAGCCCCGCGCGCGCUGACAGGCAAGCACGUGAAACACGGCACCGGCGCCAGUCCAUCGACACUACUAACGCUGAGGCAGAAGAUCCAGGAGCGUCAACGAGCACGUCAGUUAGGCCUGCUCGAGCCCGCAGUACGCACACUCAAGGGAACCAGGAAAAAUUUCGGCAAAGGUUCCUCGAACGGGAAAAAACAGGCAGUGAAAAAGUGAGCGCGAAUCAGCGUUACAACGGGAUGGCGCCAACGUAGCAGCUGGCAAAGUGGACUGCGUAAACAGGCAACACUAAACAAGACACACCUUUUGACGAACGUUAGGCACAAAUUCUAUCGAGAUCGUCGGAAACGCCACUGAAUGACUAAGGCGAACAAAAUGCUACUUUUUUCGUGUACUUUAUGAAAUAUUUCAUUCACUCUCUUACUUGACCCAGGCGGCCCCGCAGAGCGCUAUGACACUUGACCACCGACAUCGAGACAGGGACAAAAGUUGUCGCUUAAUGAUUGACUGAAUGCGACAUUUCAGUGUUCAGCUUUUGCCACCGCAGUGCUCAAACACAGUAAAAUUGUACUAGAUGGCCCUCUCACCAACCGAGGUUUCGCGCUCCUGCAACUUAAUUUCAUUGGACGCUGUACACUCUUGAACACAAGUGGCUGAUUCAAUGUCUCCCACAGCCAAAGAUACGGUGACAAUUUUGAUAAGCUUGCAUAUAACAUCUAUACGAAUGGAUAAACCACUGUGCUUUCUCUAUUUCAAGUGCGCUAUUGCUGUGUUCGCAUCAGAAGAAUACUGUAGAUGCAUAUUUGGAAAGAACAUUCUACGUAAUAGGACCCGCUUCGAAUAGAUCGUUCAACUGGACUGCAGAUCUAUGCAGACCGCAGAUUGGUGCUUUGUGUCUCUUCCACAGUUACCGACCUCUGCUCAAUCUUCGUAUGUCCUAAAGUAAAGGCUCGAUUACAUUUUCAAUCAUUUAAUGAAGCGUGUAUUGUAAACAUAGGCGAAUUGAAAGAAAUCAUCUGCCGCCAAAAAUAGUUAACUGCGAAGCAAUCACAGCCCGCACAAGUGCCUUCCAGCCUGUGAGCCGCUUACUGGAACAUCAUUGUGUUACACUGCGUGUAGUGAGUGUAUCAAGGCCUCGCUGACACGGCAGAAUGGAUUUAGCAUGGUACUUUCUCUUCUCAAGAACGUGACAAAAACAUACUUAUAUAAGCACAUGCAGCACAUAUUAGCAAGCUUAGUUUAUAAAUGGUAUGCUAUCUACAUUGCGUACCCCCCUCCCUCGUGUAGGAAUCUCCUGUUACAAAAAUAACUCCACAUUCCACAGCUGAGGCAAAAACUGCGUCCAAGUUCAACUAGGUCUUUAUGUAUCGGAUAAGGUACAAACGCCAUCUGAGUGCUCAGAGAGUGUGCUGACAUGCGCACGUCUACCUAUUCUGUUUCAGUCCGGUUUUGUUUCCGUAAUUGCUGUUGAAGAACAUUUAUGCAUGUAGACUGCACAUUGUGUUGGCCCUUCUAUGUUACACUACUACAACAUUCCACUCGAGUGUUCCUCUAUGUUUAUUCUCUUGCAUCAUUACUCGUAUACAGCAGCGUGUUUCUCCUUAGAAUUGUCAUGUACACUGAUCGCUUGACAUCCAGUUUUCAUGCGCUAACUUCGGGACUGUUAUUAGAACAUAACCUGUUGAGAAGUUUUUAAUUCAUGAGCCCUUUAGUGACAUGGUGGCUGGUACUUCUUAAAGGCAGACAAGACCAUUUUUUUAAACGAAAUUUUUGAAGAUAUCAUAAUAAAAUGUUCGUGUUGGGAUGUUUCAAUGUCUAGGAAGUCGCAGUUGGCUAAUGAAAAUUCGGUGUCAAGUGUAAUCUAAACAGUACACACAAUGCUAUGUCACCAAUAUUGCACUGAUGACUAUUAGCCUACUUCCGUCCCUAUCAUCAUUCUGCUGCUCCCAGAAAAGGCAAAAGUGGCAUCGGGCACAGUGUGGUUAUUCUGGAAAUAUUUUGUCAUUUAUUUAACCAGGUUUAGGACCAUAUGAGCAGCUGGGUUGCCUAGGAGAUGGAAUUUAUGGUUUGGGUAUAUAUUCAGUUGAUUUCUUUCUGUUUAAUUACGUUGUUUAAAACACCAAUAAUUCAAAAUUUUACUAAGUAGUGCUUUCGGCUGCUUACCGUAUAUUUAAAGGCUAGCUUUUGUAUUCUGUACACAAAACCUGCAUGGAAUUAUUAACGUGAGAUCAUUAUUCAAUGCUAAUUAAUGGUCGCAUAAUUUUUGCUGCAAGUUGAUACAAUAAAAAUUAGCAUGAAUAAACCUCACUCACCCGCGUAUUCGCGAAAGAUGCAGCGUCUCUUCUGCAGAACGCGCAUUUUUUUAAUUCUGUCAAGAUUAUUUCUCCGGUAUCUCGUCAUACUUUUGUAUAGGUUGCUUGAUGAUUGCUUUCAAAUUUUAAAGCAGCUUGCGCGGAUUCCAAGAUAAGGGAGACUCGAUUUUAAAAGCCCGGUUAAUGAGCAUGAUAACAGUACCGCUAUUCUGUGACUAAUAAUCAAUCUAUCACUGUGACCUGGCUGAUAAACUAAAAUUUCAUGUUAAGAAACUUAUUAUAAAAUCCCUUAAAGCGCACUUGUACUCAUGAGCUCGGUUUAAUUGUCUACGAACCAUCUACGGAAGCAAAAAUUAUCGGAUAAGCAUGCUUAUUAAUUAGUCUGAAUUUGUAAUAACGCAACCUAAAUGUAUUUGCUACUUUAUUUCAAGCAAUAAGCAACAUCACAAGAUUGAGGCUACAAGCGCACUUUCUUUUUCUGUGAAUACUUGCUUACGACCCACCGCCCUUAAAAAUAAAGACAUUGCUAUGCCCUCUAUUGAGCAAUGCGAAAUUCUGUUGCCUUUCUUUGAGGUAUAUCUAUGCAAAUUCAUCUGAUAAUACUUUAUGAUGUGGUCGUUUUAUGCGGAAAACAGGCCUAGUGCAACUUGUGCAACCAUUCGACAUCGUUAAAUCACGAGACCGAUAUUCAUUCAGCUACGAAUUCCUUAGCACCUGCUUUCGUGAUCGCAGAAAACAUUUUUCUUCAAUGACGCUACUUAAAAUGAUUAUUCCUGAAAAACUUUCUGCAAAUUUCAAGACAUUUCCUUGAUUUUUUGUAUCUGGUGGGGAUGGAAGCCAUUAUGCUAUUGUGUUCUUUCUGUCUACAGCUGCCGGCAGUGAAACGUCAAUUGUGAAAGAAAAAUAUUUUUCUACACGUGUUUCUGUAAAUCUUUGUGUGCGUCCUACAUUGUCUGUAUUUAUAUUGUAUCUUCUGUAUUAAAAUGAGUAUUUUAUCAAUA